This is a messenger RNA of Parasteatoda tepidariorum (common house spider), 3984 nucleotides long. RefSeq names its product transmembrane protein 130. NCBI's taxonomy places the organism in Eukaryota, Metazoa, Arthropoda, Arachnida, Araneae, Theridiidae. The record is from RefSeq and is a predicted model, not a curated record. Gene Ontology annotation, cellular component: plasma membrane.
CAUCAUUAAAGUUUUGACCACUAAAUUGGCAGCAUGCUUAUGACAUGUGAUAUCUUGUUUUUGUUUGUUUACGUUUUGCUAAAAAAUUUUAGAAAUAUCUACCUAACCCAAUAAAAUAUUGAAAUCUAGAUAUGAUCCACAGAUAUAUUUAGCAGAAAACUUUCUUCAAAUUCAAUAUUAGUAACUGUGCAAAUGUUUGCGUAGUUAUGAAAUCCAUACUGUUGUUCUAUUUGUCAAUAACAAUCUGCUUAAAAUUUACCGGAGGAGCUUCUACUGCAGUCUUACUAGUUACUAAUAACGGUCCCUCAUACCUUGGUGCCAAUGUUACAUUCUCAGCAGUGUUGCUAGACUAUUCAUCUGAUAAAACUUUAACGUUUGUGUUUGAUGAUGGAAUAAUUGAUCCUGAAGAACAUCAAACUAAAGAUCACAAUGUUACUAUCAGUAGAGCUUUUCCAGAAUCCAUUUACGAUGAAGGGACAUAUGAUAUGAAUGUAACAGUUUUAUAUACAUUUCUUUGGGAAAGAACUUUAGUAUCCAAUCUUACAAACUUUCAACUGCAAAAGGAUCUAAUUGGAGAGAUUGUAGUUCAGCAUGGAGAUGACUAUACAGCUCUUGAUCUAGAUGAAGUUGCAGUUGGCAGCAAUGUUAGCUUUGCAGUCAAUAUCUAUAAUCCUGGGAACUAUUUGAAUGAUGCUGUUUUCAGUUAUGGUUGGAGUGUAGAUUGGGAACGUCAUCAAACCUCUGAUAAUUUACUGAUAUAUAAAUUCAAAGAUCGUGGGUUGAAAGACAUAAAAUCUAUUGUUACUGCAGCUUUACCAAACAAUGUCUUCUUGAGUGGUUCGUUUGAUAAAAUUGUAAAUGCAAAAGUACCAGUGGAUAACCUGAAUGUGACUGGCAAUUUUUUCAUGCAUCAUGGUGAAACACUGAAUCUCAACAUAAAUUGCAGUGGAACGCCACCAUUUAUCUACUGUUACAAAUUAAUGAAUGGAAAUGAUACAUCUGAUAAUUUUACCUGCUCUCAUGUCUCCACAUUUACUACAUGCCACAUGGAAAUAAUUAAAUAUCUUCAAAAAGAUGGAAAAUACAACCUGGGUAUUUAUGUCAGCAACAAUGUGAGAGAAAUUAAGAAAGUUUAUGAAGUAAUGGUUUAUAGUGUUUCUGUCACUCCAACACUAUCAACAGUUAUUAUGCCCAUUGUAUGCAGCUUACUGGCCCUUAUCAUAAUUUGUGGUGGAAUCGCUUAUUUCAUUCAACACAAAAAUCAGAUGGAAGUAGAAACGGCUAAUUUUGAUUUCCAGGAUGAAUCUGAUUUAUAUCCUGAGCAGACAUUCUUUGAAAAACUUUUUGAUUCCUUAUCUUGUAGAAAUUGCAAAAGCCCUCAGUUGUCUUGUAGUAGUGCAAGUGAAAAUGAUCCACUGAUAUAAUAGAAUUAUCGAAAACUAGAUUCUCUAUUACCCAAGUUGUAUUGUUAUCUAACUGUUAAGUACCACCUAUAAUUGAGUAUGACUAGCUGUGGUGAUUUUUCUUUCUGAAUAACGUUGAAUGUUGUGUAAUCAACACUGUGAUAUUUGUAAGAAUUUAGUUUUUCAUGACCUAGAAAUAGAGAUUAUAUUUUAUAAUGUGAAUAUAUUCCUAUCAUAACAUUUAUUUAAUUAUCUCUAAUCCUUGGUGACAUUAGAUAAAUGAGGUUUAAUUAAAUUUAGGCAUAAGAGUAAUUAUAUUACAACCUUUUUUUUUUUUUUAUCCUCAAAGAAUCUCCUUUAAAGUUGGAAAAAGAAACUUCUCUGGCUCUUUUGAAAGAAGCUUGUGUGAGUUUUGUUUACACUUAGUUAUAUUAUAAGAGAUCUAUGUUAAAACAUUCAUAUUAUUCUUAUUAUACAUAUAUUCAAAGUCAUCCAAAUCUUCUAUUAAUUUGCUAAAGAAAAUAGAUUUUCUGGUAUUUUAAACAAUAUAGUUUUAAAGUUGAAGUAUAUAGAUAACUAAAAUUGUAUAUAAAAAUAUUUCUGAAAUAUGCUAAUUUUUCUUGCAUUUUAGGUAAUGUAUUUUAAAGUUAAGGCAUAUAAAUAAUUAAAAUUCUAUACAUUUGAAUAUUUAAUGCAAUACAAUAAUUGAAUUCUAAAAUAUGCUGAUUUUUCUCGAUAUUUUAAACAUCAUAUUUAAAUAUUUAACCCUAUACAUAUACGUAAUGAGAAUACUUAUACAUUGCUGAAAUAUAUCAACUAUUAUAUUUUAAACAAUACUUUAAAAUAUAACAUCAUGUUAAAAGCAAAAUUCUUAACAUCAUGUUAAAAUAUCUUAUAAUUGGGAGUAUACUUAUUUUUUAAGCCGGCUGUUUAUCUUCUAUUUUAAGGUAAAAUAUGUCAAGUAAGUAAAAUUCCACACAUUGUAAUUAAAUACUUAAUAUUCAAUGCUAUAUUGGAAAGAAUACAUAUACAUGGAAUUUUCAAAACAGUUUUCAGUAUUUAUUUAGCCUUAUAUUUUCAUAAUGAAAAGCACAAUCUGAUCUAUUUUUCUCUAAACUUUUUAUUUAUACUUACUUCAUAUAGUUGUUAUUUCUUUCAUCAUAACUUUUAUUUUUCAUUAAUGUUACCUAUUGUAUUUUGUAUGUGAUUUGGGUCUAAUUUAUAAGAAUAUAAUUCCAAGCCAAAUUAGGAUUUUCAAAAACCAAUUAUCUUUUUUUUUUUCAAGUUGUGUUUAUUUACAAAAAUCAUCUAUUUAAGAUAAAGAAACAAUUUUAAUAUCUUUUACUGUGCUCAUUGGAUAAGUCAAAUGAACACUAUAAAAUUAUAUGUUUGGUUUGUCGGAAAAUACGAUAGGUUAUUUAAAAUUCUGAAGUGAUUUGUGGGGAUCUCUAGAACAGGGAGACACCAGGCACAUGCCUUAUCUUGUGUAAAUCAGGCUCUGAAUGUGACGUUCUUUAGGAGGGAAAAAAAUUAGUUUCUUUUUUUCCAAAUAAUUGUAAAAAUAUAAACUUAAUAUGUUAUAUAAUAACAUAUAAAAAAAUGUGUAUCUAUUGAAUGUAUUAUUUAAAAAAAAUUUUACUUUUUGUGUUUGUUUAAAGAAAGGUGAAAUUUAUUAUAAAUUGUAUGAUAUUUAAACUUUGCUUUUUUUAUUUCUCAACUGUUUAGUUGCAUUUUUGUCCAAUUUUUAAAUAUUCUAUGUUCGUUCAUUUAGUUUCUGAAACUUAUGUUGUUAAAAAAAAUCUUUGAGCAUUGAUUUAUGUAAUUUACAUUAUCCUCCGAAAUUGGAUGUUAUAAAGAUAUUAAGGAAAAAAUUUUCAAUACAAGCAUAGAAGAUACAAUGGAUUUAAAUUGUAAAUGUAGGAAAUUUUAAGAUACAGAAGUUUUUGAGGUAGACAAGUUUGGCUGUAUUCAUAAUUUUAGUUCAGGUUUAGCUGUGCACACAAUUUUAGUUAUGCAUUUAUUUGAGGCUUUCUGAAUAGUAUUUUUUUAACCACCACCUGAGUAAAGUUUUUAUUUUAAAUGUAUGCUUAAAUUUAGCAACUUCUUUUUUCAUAAAGUUAAUGUUAAAAUUUCUUCAAUAUUUGUUAUGCCUCGUUAUAUAACGAUCUGAUGUAUUUUUCGUUCUUGAAAUUUUUUUACUUUUAAGAAGUGCUCCAAAUUUUAUAUCAAUUAUUGUCUUAAUUCGUUUGUAUAUUGUUGAUCAAUAUAUUUAAAAUUAUUUACUUGCAUAAAACCAUGAUUUAAACCUUGACCUUAAAAAAAAUUAUGCUUAGAAAGGCAAAAUUAUGUUUACUAAUUUUGAUCCAGGAUUUGUAUAGUAAAUUAGUAUUAAACAAUGUAACAAAUUAUGUAUUUGUACUUAAAUUCUUCCAGUUUUAUUUUGUGCUUAGAUUUUUAAUUUUAUAAAUAUAAUCUAACCCAUGUGUUAACAAUUCAAUUCAUGUUGUUAAAAUUUUAUUUUAGAUUUUGCUAAUAUGUGAAUUGUUUUUGCCUCUUUGUAAUAAAAGUCAUUUAUUUCUUA